Messenger RNA from Moneuplotes crassus, 1522 nucleotides. The record is from the annotation of a GenBank genome assembly. Lineage: Eukaryota; Ciliophora; Spirotrichea; Euplotida; Euplotidae.
AUUAAAUUCAAAAUGAAAUUAAGAUUCUUAGUGCUUUCAGCACUCUUGGCUCUCUCUACUUGUGAGAUUGGGCAUAGUAAUAUGGAAGAUGCCGCAAACCCAGAAGAUAUCUCUGCAUUUAGAGCCAUGCAUGACAAUGACGAUCAUGUCCUAUUUUUCCAUAAUAGUGGAGAUAAAAAUGAUGAAGGAUUUUUCCAAAGUAUCUUUGGAAUAUUCGGCCAAAAUAGUGAAUUAGAUGAAGAGUACCAAAAGAUUCUAUCUGACAAGUACCCAACUCUUGAGGUUGAUACAAGCAAACAGCCUCUUAAGAAUGUCAAAGAUGAUUUCAAGAUAAAAGAGUUGCCAUAUGUCAUUGCAUAUCACAAAGGUAAAGAAAUAUGGAGAGAACAGCCAUCAAAGGAUACUACUGGAAUCAUUGAAAAUAAAAUCAAGGAGCAAGAUAAUGCAAAAGUUGAAACUUACAAAAAAACUGAUACUACAGCAGAAAACCAAAAAAGAGUUCCUCCACCAACCACCACAACUCAAGUUCAGAAUCAGCAGAAGCUAAAUGAAGAGCAAAGGAAACAGCAACUUGCAAAUCAAAAAAGGCAGCAAGAGGAAUAUGAGAGAAAACAGAGAGAAGAAUACGAAAGAAGACAAAGAGAAAAUCAGAACAGAAAGAAAACUUCAAACAAUGGAGUGAUCGAUAAUUCCUAUGUCGAUCCAUUUGAUCAGAAUAAGCAUUACAAGCUAGAUGAUUCAAUUCAAGAUAAUGAUUCUAGCUAUAGCAAUGGGUAUAGCAAUGGAUAUGGAUACCAAAAUGGAUAUAAUAGCUAUGGAAGUAAUGAUGCUACUUCGGUGAAUAGAGGAUAUUACCAAAAUGGUGAAUAUGUCUCCCAACCAUAUUCUUACUCAUCUCAACCAGUUAAUACUUAUGCAACACAACCUUCUACUACAUAUGUAUCCCAACCAACAACAACAUACGUAUCUCAACCAGCGACAACAUAUGUAGCACAGCCAGAUACCUCUUUUGUAGUCCAGCAAGAUGUCAACUAUGUACCUCAACCAGCAAAUACUUAUGUAGUUCAAUCAACUGAUUAUCCUCCACAACAAACUACCUAUGUUGUUCAAUCAAACGAUAAUACAGCCCAACCAAUUAACUACUCUACUCAACCCGCUCCCAAUUAUGUAGCCCAGCCCUCUACUACUUACGUUACUCAACCCACAAACUAUGUAGUCCAACAAGACACAUACAAUCCUCAGCCACAAACAGUCUACGUUCCCCAACAACCCACCCCCAACGCACAACAAACAACUUACGCUUCCCAAGGCCAACAAUAUAAUCCUCCUCAGCAACAAGCCAACUACGCUUCGAACAAUAACAUCUAUGCAAGCAGUGCACCCGUUCAGAAUAAGAAUAAUGAAGCCUCCUGGAGAAAUGAUGCUUCCUGGAAAAGUGACGCUUCCUACUACGCAAUUGGAGGCUCAGUUGGUAUAGCUGAAGUUGCUGAUUUUGAACAAGGAGUUGAAUUGAAUUAAUGAU